UGAAUAUUCUGUUUUUCUCUAUGUGCAGGAAUUGUUCUUGACUCUGGUGAUGGUGUUAGCCACACUGUGCCCAUUUAUGAAGGAUAUGCACUUCCUCAUGCCAUUCUUCGUUUGGAUCUGGCUGGUCGUGACCUCACGGACUCCCUCAUGAAAAUUCUCACUGAGAGGGGUUACUCCUUCACAACCUCUGCUGAGCGAGAAAUUGUAAGGGACAUUAAGGAGAAGCUUGCAUAUAUUGCUCUUGACUAUGAACAAGAGUUGGAAACUGCCAAGAACAGCUCCUCAGUUGAAAAAAGCUAUGAGCUACCUGAUGGUCAAGUAAUCACCAUUGGUGCAGAGAGAUUCAGGUGCCCUGAGGUGCUCUUCCAGCCAUCCAUGAUUGGUAUGGAGGCUGCUGGAAUCCAUGAGACGACCUACAAUUCAAUCAUGAAGUGCGAUGUGGAUAUCAGGAAGGACCUGUAUGGCAACAUUGUGCUCAGUGGAGGUUCAACCAUGUUCCCAGGCAUUGCUGAUCGUAUGAGCAAGGAGAUCAGUGCCCUUGCUCCGAGCAGCAUGAAGAUUAAGGUUGUUGCGCCACCUGAGCGGAAGUACAGUGUCUGGAUUGGAGGGUCGAUCCUAGCCUCACUCAGCACUUUCCAACAGAUGUGGAUAUCGAAGGAGGAGUACGAUGAGUCUGGCCCAGCUAUUGUUCAUAGGAAGUGUUUCUAAGUUUCUCAAGUGCCGCUUCACUGUCAUCUAGUCGAGUCUGGUUCAAUUCUCUAGAAAUGUGUUGCAGAUUUGUUGCAUACUAUGUCUAUUUUCUUCAGAGUUCAGACCAUGAGUCUUCUCUGGAAUAGGACCCCCUUGUACGCUGUGGCUUCAUGUGCUGUGUUGCAUCACCUUGUUUGAGAUGAGUUUUCAAACUUGCUUGGCUUGAUUAGUUGGAGCUGUAAGCUGAUAGUAUAAAUUACUUUGGGCUAUGCUUCUGCUACCUAUAGCCUUGUAUUUA
Molecule: messenger RNA, 988 nt
Organism: Panicum virgatum (switchgrass)
Lineage: Eukaryota; Viridiplantae; Streptophyta; Magnoliopsida; Poales; Poaceae
Product: actin
Exons: 2
Coding region: 148-708 (186 amino acids)
Source: RefSeq, a predicted model, not a curated record